AUGAACACAUGUCUGAACUUGAGGUGGAUCAUCGAACGCUACGAUGCUGGCUACUAUGAUAUCGACGACCUCCGCCUGUUCCUUUUCUAUAAACUAGAGAAGUAUGGUUUUGACUCGGAGAUCAAGGGGAUGCACGUGGCAGCUGAUGAAGACGAACGAGAGUUUUGCGUGUGGAUGCUCCGCCGCUCAGAAGAAAUAAAUGCCAACCCAGAUUUGCCGCCGCUCUCCGAGGAUAGGGCUGCUCUCCUCCGACGUGCUUAUACGACUGAGGAGAUAGAGGACAUGAAGACAAUUCCUUAUGCUUCGGCAGUAGGAAGUCUCAUGUAUGCAAUGGCAUGCACUAGGCCUGAUAUUAGCUACGCCGUUGGCAUGGUAGCGAGAUAUCAAAAUAAUCCAGGAAGGGAACAUUGGGCUGCGGUGAAACAUAUAUUCAAGUACCUGCGAAGGACUAAGGAGUACAUGUUAGUUUAUCGUGCAGACAGUUUGUUUCCGCUGGGUUACAGCGAUUCUGAUUUUCAGUCAGAUAGGGACGAGAGUAACUCAACCUCAGGAUUCCACUAUGG
Messenger RNA from Striga hermonthica, 563 nucleotides. The record is from the annotation of a GenBank genome assembly. Lineage: Eukaryota; Viridiplantae; Streptophyta; Magnoliopsida; Lamiales; Orobanchaceae.